GUGAAGGCUUUUAUUAAUGUACGUCAAGUACCGAGUAAUUGGGGGAAAACCCCGAUGCUGUUUACUCCAGGUCUGUUGAGCAAGUAUUAGGACCCUCCUCCCCUUCCCAAGUAUUAGGACCCCUCCUCCCUCCCCUUACCAAGUAUUAGGAUCCCGAGUUCCGGAAUAAAGACGAAAAAACCAGAGCGUUCAAGUCGAGUAACCUCGUACACGAUUGAACUCGGACGUACUUUAGUUUUUAUCUAUUUUGGAUACCUCGUCUUUGCCCCUUUCUAGACCAGUCUUGGACCUAUGAUCCUUCCUUCCUAUUUGCCGAUAGGAAUUUUUUCAAGUCUUUUAAUCACCCAAUUUUGAAGACACUAUUUAGCAUCUCCCUUCUAUUUUGUAUAUGGUAGUCCAGAAGGUGUCUACUAAAUAGAGAGUUUGACUGAGAUAUGUAUUUUUAUACAAAUUUAGGCUAAUUUUAAUUUCAAAAUAACAACUUCAAUUUUUUAUUUUAAUUCAAAAAUAAAAAGAAAAAUAAAAGAAUGGCUUCAGGAGCAGCCCCUUGUAGCGAACAGCGUUCUUCGACUGGGAAAACGGAAAAAACUGCCGUAGGGAGAGGCAGACGCGGAGCUGUUAUGAACCCAUUGGGGACAGGUCAUUGUGAAGUUUGUGUUGUUUGUGGUGACGCAGCCUGCAAUCAUCAUUAUUAUGGUGUCCCAGCUUGUCACGGAUGCAAAUGCUUCUUUUGGCGAUCCAUCAAAAAUAAAAUGAAAUAUAUCUGCCGAGUUGAUGGCCAUUGUGAUAUCAAUCCAAAUUAUCGAAAUGCUUGUCGUUAUUGUAGACUGCAAAGGUGUUUAAAGGCUGGAAUGCAACCAGAAGCUGUUAGAAUGCCUAAAAAGUCUUCAGAAGUGGAGGAGGAUUUGGCAAAAAUGGAGAAAGAAAUAUGCAAAGAAUCGAAAGAAUUUUCAUUCUCUCUAGACAAUGCUGGAUGUUGUCCUCUUUGCCACCAACAGCCAAAGGAAGGUCUAGCCCUUGAAGAUAAAAACGAAUUUAAUUUGUCACCAAAGAAAAAUCAAAAUAAAAUUGAAAAUUAUUUGGAAACACAAAAACAUCACGUGGAUAGUAACGAAGAGAAAUGCCAAUUUUUAAUUAAAAAAUUAAUUGAGGCAGAAAUGACAAUAAACGAAGUUGUUGAUUUUAGCGAGAAUGAAGCCCCUAAAAGGGAAAUUCAUUUGGAGAGUAUUUUUGAAUAUCCUCAAAUUUUGGAUAGAUAUAGAACACAGGUUAAUUAUUGUGUUAGACUUCGACGCGUGACCGAAGAAGAAAUGGAAUUUUGCAAGUACCGUUCACUAACAAAAGUUGUCGAUUACAUCAAUUAUUUGUCUUUAAUUAAUUUAAACGAAAUUAUGGAGAAAACAACUUUUAAAAGUCAAAAUUCAUUUUUAAGUGAAUCCUUGUCUGUUCAGGAUAAGAUUGUUUUGCUUCGUUAUGGUUUUGCUCCACUAGUUCUGUUUGAUAUUGCUUUUGGGACUGUAUCAGUUACUAAGGAUACUCAAAAUUUGCUUUGCUUGCCAACGGGGAUUACUCUGUGUGCUGGGGAGACGAUCGUUCCCAACAGUUUUCUAACACAACAAAUUGUCAGUAAAUGUAUAAGUUCAUUAGUUCGAUUACUUGAUGAAUUAAAAAUGGACCAAGAAGAGUUUAUCUUAAUGAAAUUAAUAAUUGUUUUGGGAAUGGAUUCAGCUAGUGGAGAAGAUAAUAAUGAAGGAGGAGGGGGAGGGGGAAGUACUUCAACAACAACAACAACUUCUUCCCUUCUUUCCCCAAAAAUUAAUCAAAAAGAUGUUAAUAACCCUCCUCAACUACUUUCAAGUAAAGGAAGACUUUUUGUGGAAAAAUUGAGAGAUUCUGCACAUUCAGCACUUUAUAGUCAUACACCACAAAAAUCAGCUUCUUUAAUUUCUCGUGACUUGAUAGAAAACAUUCGGAUGGUACACACAUUUCCAAGUACACGUUCACGGCCUACAGACCCGUUAUUUUUUGAUUUAUUUGGGGAUAUAUUUCAACCAAACAAAAAACAAAAUAAUUUAAAUUCCCCCCAACAAUUUACUAUUCAAAACACUCAACAAAUUAAUAAUUAUUUUGGGGAGGGAAAUAAUGUUGUCCAAAAACAACAACAAAAUAAUUUAAGUGAUUAUGGGGAACAACAAUUUCAAAAUGAUCUCAUCUCUACUAGAAUAAAACGGGAUUUUAUGUGGUGGCAAAAUGAAAAUUUUUAG
Meloidogyne enterolobii is the source of this 2264-nucleotide messenger RNA. NCBI's taxonomy places the organism in Eukaryota, Metazoa, Nematoda, Chromadorea, Rhabditida, Meloidogynidae. The record is from the annotation of a GenBank genome assembly.